Molecule: messenger RNA, 2034 nt
Organism: Tachyglossus aculeatus (Australian echidna)
Lineage: Eukaryota; Metazoa; Chordata; Mammalia; Monotremata; Tachyglossidae
Gene: RCC1L
Product: RCC1 like
Exons: 11
Source: RefSeq, a predicted model, not a curated record
AGCGGCGGGGCCCGGAGGCGCCCGGAGGAGGAGGAGGAGGCGGGGUCCCCGGUGGUGCAGUACGUCGGGGGCGGCGCCCGUCGGGCGCAGCGGCUGUUCGCCUGGGGCUUCGCCUUCUCCGGGGCGCUGGGCCUGCCCGCCUUGGCCCUGCCCCUGCCCGGACGGGCCCCGAGGCGCCUCCAGCCCCUGCCCCACCGCCUGCCCGGGCCCGGACACCCGCACCCACACGGGCACCCACACGGACACGGACCCAGGAUUUCCUCGGUGGCCUGUGGCUACGGGUUCACGCUGCUGGCCUCCUCCACGCGCGAUGUGACCAAGGUGUGGGGCAUGGGGCUCAACAAGGACUCCCAGCUGGGCUUCCAGCAGAGCCGGCAGCACAAGGAGCGAGGCUAUGACUACGUCCUGGAGCCGAGCCCCGUGGCCUUGCCGCUGGAGCGGCCCCAGGAGAGCCGAGUGCUUCAGGUGUCCUGCGGACGGGCCCACUCCCUCGUGCUCACGGACGGCGAAGGAGUGUUCAGCCUGGGCAACAACAGCUACGGACAGUGCGGCCGAGAGGUCGUCGAGAACGAGGUGUACAGCGAGAGCCACGUGGUGCACAGGAUACAGGGAUUGGACGAGCAGGUCGUGCAGGUGGUGUGCGGACAGGAUCACAGCCUGUUCCUCACGAAGUCGGGGGCGGUGUACUCCUGCGGCUGGGGGGCAGACGGGCAGACGGGCCUGGGUCACCUACAGGUGACCAGCAUCCCCAGCCGGCUGCGCGGGGACAUCGCCGGCGUCCGCAUCGUCCAGCUGGCCUCCUACGGCGACUCGUGCCUGGCCGUGUCCGCCGACGGCCACCUCUUCGGCUGGGGCAACUCCGAGUACCUGCAACUGGCCGCGGUCACCGAGGCCACCCAGGUGAAGGAGCCUCGGCACCUGCCCUUCUCCGCCGUGGUCGGGAGGGUGAAGCAGGCGGCCUGUGGCGGCACCGGCAACGUUGUGCUCAACGACCAAGGCGACGUGUUCGUCUGGGGGUACGGGAUCCUCGGGAAGGGCCCCACGCUACUGGAGACCCCCACCCCGGAGAUGAUCCCGCCCAUCCUGUUCGGCCGGUCGGACCGCAACCCGGACGUCCGCGUGGCCAAGGUCCGCUGCGGGCUCAGCCACUUCGCCGCCAUCACCAAUAAAGGGCAGCUGUUUGUGUGGGGCAAGAACGUGCGAGGUUGCCUGGGCAUCGGCCGCAUGGAGGACCAGUACUUCCCCUGGAGGGUGACCCUGGCCGGAGAGCCGGUGGACGUGGCUUGUGGAGUGGAUCACAUGGUCACCGUGGCCCAGUCGUUUAUCUGAGGCCCCAGCGCCGCAGCUCGGGGGGGGGGGGGGACGGCCCCCAGAAGCCGCCGCUCUUCCGCCACACACCCCCCGACCCUCGCCCCCGCUAACCGGGGCAGACGCGGCUCCCCCGUCCGCGGUGCCCGGCCUCCCACCGGCCCGGCCGCGUGGGUUUCGCCAGGAGCGAUGCUUUGCAUUGUCGUGGUGCCGCCAGGACACCCUCCAGUUGCCUUUCCCAACUUUCCCGAGGCCGCGGGAAGGGCAAGGGCAGGGCGGGGGGGGACCCUCAGAUCACCCUGGGGUGCCCGGCCCCCGGACCGCUGGGCGCCCCAUCCCCUUCAGCUCGGACCGUGCCAAGUAGGCCGAGAACUGUGUGCCCUUCAGAGGCCCGGUGAGGACUUUCCAUCAGCUUCCAUGUUUCGGGCUCUCUUCCCUUUUCUUCCGGUCGCCCCCUCUUCCCGUGAGAGACCCCGGCCCCCGGGGGAAGUUGGUAUCCCAGCUCUCAGCUUGGAGCUCACCGCAUAGUGGCCCUUAGGAAAUACUGGCAUGAACGGCUUGGGCACGGGGGCUCUGGUGGGUCAGGCUGGUGUGAAGUAGGCGGACGGAGCCCACCCUAGAGCCGGCCGCCCCCGUCCCCGGAGCUGUGAGGAACGGCCACACGGCCUGGGGGAGCGGGCGUCACUUGAGGGGAUGAACCCAAAAUAUUAAAUGAAUUGAAGAGCC